GAAAAGAUAAAAAAAAAAAAAUACCAUCUAGCGUUUGGCAGCGCACAUAAACAUUACAUGCGGUGAAAACACGUGCCUGCAGCCUCCCGCAUCUCAUCGGAUCAAGUCAAGUCCAUUCUCGAAAUUGGAAGGCAAGCAGACGAUGAGAGAAACCUCGAUCAGAUCAGACGACGGACGAACUUUGACUAAAAGCCGGGGAAGCGAUUGCGAGCCUUGACGACAAGCCAAGAUUCUUGCGAACGAAUUCGACAACACAACCACAAAGUUUAGGGAAAAUUCCAUUCAAACUCAGUAACCCGACAUUGGCUUUUUUUUUUUUCUCUCGAUAACCGUCCAGUUAACUGCCCGUUUACCAGUAAACUUCCCUUCCCCAGUUAUUUGAAUGAAAACGGUCAUCUGCGUGAUUCUCGGCCGAGUCAAUCCCAGUCAAGCCUACUAGUCUACUGGGCUAUCGGGCUGAACGGAUCCCGUUUAGACACAACUGACCGGUUCGUCCGGAUAGCUUUAUGGAAAUGCAGAGCUGAAGAAGGGAAGCGCGACCCAGGCGCCGACACCUCGUUUUUUUUUUUCGCCCUCUUUUUUUUUUAUUUCUUCAUUUGAUCCCACACUUUUCUGGUUUAUUUCUUUUUUAAUCCUUUUCCACCUCCCCUAGCUGUGGAAGCAGGUGGGUUUAUGAUUAAGGUAUCAACCAGAGUCAACUCCCCCGUGCCAUGGCAACGACGCCCUCGACGGCGGCGGCGGCAGCAUCGGCAGCAAAAAUCGGCGUUACCAAAAGCGGAACUACGGCAGCCAAGGUGACUGCCAAGGAGAAUGUCAUCGGCUCCCAAAAUCAUCGGGGUCUGGGGGUUGUUGGCGGCGCCUGCAAUGGCCCGCCGGGAGUCAUGGUCUUUGACGGAUUCCAGCAGCGCAGCGUCAAGCGCCCGCGCCCCGUCAAGUCAUGUCUCGCCUGCCGCUCCAAAAAGUUGAAGUGCGACCGGUCGGUGCCGUGUUCACAGUGCCAAAAGGGUCACCGCGUCUGUCGCUACGCUUCUGACAACCACACUGGCAAUAUUUCAGAUUCUUCUGAUGGGGAGCCCACAAGCGCUGGGGAGCGGCCGCCGCAAAAAAAGCUUGCCCUUGGGUCACGCGUUGCAGCCUCACCUAUGCCCGCGACACCUCAGGUCAAGUCGCUCCCGGUAGACGAAGUUGCUCCUGCAAACGGUGGCUUCCGUGCCGCGAGUACUAGUAGCAGCACACCUCAUGAGGCAUGCCAAGCUGGGUUCGAGGAUAUAUCCUCAAGGUUGGACAGACUGGAGCAACUGAUCCUUGCAUCAAAAAGUGACAUCUCGGCCUCAAUACCAAAGUCGUUACCUACUGGAUUCAAAGGCAAUAACGUCACUGCGACUAAUUAUAACAACGACAAUUACUUGCAAACAUUAACUACUCCCACACCUGCGACCACGAAUAAUGUGACAAGAGACAUACAUUCUCGUGGCUCCCAAAUGCAUUCAAUAGACACCUCCAACAGCCUCGUUCCGACUCUACCUACCACCAUACGGAAUCUUACCGUCAAGGGAAAUCUGAGCAUACGAACCCGCUUCUUCGGUCAGAACAGCACCCGAGUUCUACUCAAUUUGUUUGACGAAGCCCAAGACUUUAUGUACAAGGCAGAUAAGCGCGAAAGCGCUGGCGAGCUUUUCCAGCACCUAAACAGGAUAUACUCGAUGCUGCAAGAAGAGCAGCGACGCUUGUUAUCUCCCAUCACUGUCUUUGUUGACAGUGUGCUACCUGUUUACAAGCGUAUGGCCGACAUCCUCCCCAAAAGUAAAGCAGUGUGUGAUCGUCUGCUUGACUCCUACGUGAGUACAUCAGAAGGCCUUUACCGCGUCGUUCACGUACCAAGCUUUCGCGCCGAAUAUAAGGCAUACUGGGAAGGCCAGCGCUGCUCUGAGGGGUUCCUUCCUCAACUCCUAUGUAUGCUUUCGAUCGGGUCCCGUUUUGAGACAGAAUCUAGAGGGCUGGGCCACGACCGCUCAGAAGGUGUUCAUGUGCCAACAGCCUGUGCCCUCGUCCGCGCCUGGCUCGAUGGACUGCGCGGUAAACAACUUGUGGAUAUUGGAACUCUUCUUGCCGAGCUUUUGCUUUUGCACGCUCAGCGCAUGAUCGCGCCUCGCUACCAGGACUCAUGGACUCAGCUUGGAGCUAUCAUACGAAUGGCUAUGACCAUGGGCCUGCAUCGCGAUCCGUCCGAAUUUCCCCAGAUCCGACCGUUCGCGGCGGAAUUUCGCCGAAAAUUAUGGUACUCCAUAAUGGACAUGGAUCUGCAUCUUUCCCUGGGCUGUAACCUUCCCUGUGGUGUCCGAGAUGGGGAAUACACAUGCCAGCCGCCCCUCAACCUAGAUGACGAGGACCUCAGGGCAGAUAUGACAGUCUUGCCACCCCCAAAACCUAUCGAUGUGCGGACUGAUGGACAACUACAGGCAUAUGCCGCCAGCACUCUCCCGAUCCGCAUGCGGGCCACGACGUUGGUGAGCAGACUAGAUACUAUUCGCGACUACAGCGAGGUUCUCGAGGUGGGCACGAUGCUGGAGCGGAUCCUGGACGACAUCAACUGCGUAUUUCCCCGCAACCAGCAUCAAGGCCUCAAUCCAAGCGGAAAGUACAAGGAGUGGCGGAUGCGUUGUCUGCUGGACAUGCAUGUCCGCCGCCCACUUUUGGCCUUGUAUCGCCCUUUUGCCCUCAGCAGCGGCAACAGCGCCUUCAAUGAUAACUGUCCGCCGCAGAUUACAUCUACGUAUCUCAAAUCGUCCAUGGUGCUGCUCACGUAUCUCGACGAGUUGGACCCUAGGUCAUCGGGAUAUACCGACGUGAGCCACAUGUACUACGUCAUCCUCAAGCACGAUAUCAUACAAGCGGCGUUCAGCGUGUGCUACUAUAUACGAAACGCAUACCAAGAGAGCAGUAUUAGCAGGGGAGACACACCGGCAACUGGUGGCGGGUAUGCACCGUCACCAACCUCGGCCGACGGGGGAGACUACCUAGUAACUCCAGGGGGUGGAUACCACCAUGGCAACAAGCCGAUAUGGUCGGGCCAGAGAAUGACGAGGGUGGUGGAGAAAACACUCGAAGACCUGAUCAUGAUGAUACGUGAUUCAACAUCGGACCUCAAGGACAUUGUAGCGCUGUCAGCCGUCAUCAAGUCGGUGCAGCCGGGCGGGACAACCGAGGAGCGGCUGGAGAGGAUGACGUUUGGCAUCCGGCGCAUCCUGGACGCUUGCAUGUCGACGAUAAGCAUGAUUCCGGGGAGCGCCAAGGGACAUCACGGUCCAGACGGGCUGGUAGUCGGAUCAUCUUCGCUCUUCGGCAAUCAAACGCCGACAACAGUAGAUCAAAAGCCAUACGUGCUUCCACAGCCCUCGAAGCUGCCACCACCGGCCCUGCAUCUGUUCGGUGGGAUAGGGCAGUUGGCCACCGCCGGUUUCCCAGACGAACUCAAUCUAUGGGGUGAACCAGAAUACUAGGAAAGCAUCACAGAGCGCACUAGCGCUUGCGGCACUUUCAGACUCGUGGAUGAUUUGCAGCCAAUAAUGAUUUCUACUCGAUCUAGCUCUUCUAAUCCUCCUUGUCUAUUUUUAAAUAUACCCAUCCGAUAUAUGCAAUACAGAAACAGAAUCUACGGAGUUUUUGAUCUAAUUUAUUUUUUUCUAUAAACUCAAUCUAAAUCACCGGUAUGCAGAUAUCCAGCCGGAUUCGGCGGUCGGUAGUUGAUCUCUGAACUCAAUGUGCCUCCCGGAUGUGCCAGGUCGGACCGACUGAUUGUCUGUUCAUGCCACCUCGUUUUGUUGCAGGAUUUUCGGGUCCCAUCUCUCGUGGCAAUGGCUACUAUGGAUUUGAGACAAGCGACUAUAUGGGCAAAUUGCAAAGGGACAUUGUAACGUAUCGAAAGUAGUGUCGUAUUUUAGUAUAGACAGCAUGCGACUUGCCGUUGGUUUAAUCUGCUAUAAUAAGUGACCAAAGAUAUAAUGACCAUAAUAUUUAGUUUGGAAUGAAUGCCAAUGCCAAGGUGCUCGGUACCCGGGCCCCCAUGAAGAUGCCUCGGCAUCUUUCUUACCUAGAAAACUACCUAGCUUGCUAGCUAGCUACCUU
Molecule: messenger RNA, 4125 nt
Organism: Pyricularia grisea
Lineage: Eukaryota; Fungi; Ascomycota; Sordariomycetes; Magnaporthales; Pyriculariaceae
Exons: 5
Coding region: 711-3500 (929 amino acids)
Biological process (GO): DNA-templated transcription; regulation of transcription by RNA polymerase II
Cellular component (GO): nucleus
Molecular function (GO): zinc ion binding; RNA polymerase II cis-regulatory region sequence-specific DNA binding; DNA-binding transcription activator activity, RNA polymerase II-specific
Source: RefSeq, a predicted model, not a curated record